AUGACGUUACCAAAGUUUGACGAGUACAAAGAACGGUCUUAUGAAGAAAAUCUACACGUAUUAAAUCAAAAUAAAAUAGAUGAAUACAAGUUUAAAUGGCAAGAAAAGGUAUUUUCUACUCAUGAGUUUCAAAAAUAUUCUGACCCUUACAAUUGUAGCACGGAAACAGAAAUGAAAUAUCAUGAGAUGAUUAAGGAUCCAAAUGUUAAGCCACAAAAAGUAUUUACAUAUCUAGAUGAAGACUAUCAUCUGCCUUUGCCUAUUUUUGAAAAGAAAAAUAAACUGGCCUCUAUUCGAAAAUUAAAUGCUUGUUUUGAAAAAUUAAAUAUCAAUAAUAUAGGAAGUUUUAAAAAUGAUUCAACUUCAGUGGUACAUCUGUUCAAAAGUCAGGAAAAUAUUUCAGGUGAUGAACAAUGGAUGACGAUGCAUAUUGUGUUAGAUAAUUCUGAAUAUAAUGAAAAAUCACAAAUUCUUUUCAAACAAGAAUGUAACCUGCUUUCUCUACGUCACAAUGUUACUAAAAACUACCUCAUCGUGCUGCCAGAUGUAAAUAAUUUGCAAUUUAACCCAUAUAACAUAGAAGAUGGAGACAGUACCCUGGGAUAUGAGUAUGGAGUGGAGAUUGACUUUGGGAGGGAAGAGACAGGGGAAGAUUCAGAAGAAUUAUUGAAUAAUUUAUUCAAGAAAUGGGAAAAGAAGAAAAGACGAUUAUUAAGUUUUCUGAUGCCACCUCAAGGUAUGAAGAAAACUUUUGUUACGUUUGAGAUUGUCUCAGCUUCAGAAUUCGAGAUGGACAAUUUGUACAUUGAUUUUCAAAUAAAGAUUUCAGAUGAUAUAACAGUCAACGGUGAUCGUAAGGGCAGAACACAUGUGAGUAAAUCUUCUAGAACAGAAGAUGACGAUAAAUGGAGUUAUGGACACGUGCUUGAAUUGGAGUUGGAGUAUGCUAUUGGAAUAGAAAUAAGUCCAUUAAAGAUCAUUCUAGAAGCGAUAUCAGUGGACUGGUGGGGGCGACACCGUACAGAAGGGUAUAGCUGUCUCACUUUAACACUAGAACCCGGUGAAUAUAAACAGAUUCUGUCCUGCUCUAGACCUGAAGAGUUAGACAUCGUGGAAGCAGAGAGUAGGAGAUUCUUUGUUGGAGGUUGCCAUUUGAUAAAGGAUUUGGAUGUAUUGAUCAAUCCACAGUUGCAUGAAGCAAAUUUUAGAUAUGUCUCGAGUGGUAAAAUCUCAGUCCUCUGGCGAACAAUAUCACAAACUCAGUCUUCUGUCUCUCACACAUAUUUACCUGAUACCUCUACAGAUCUUUUGAAAGGCGCGGAAGCUGUUUUGAAACAAUAUAAGAAGGCUAAAGCUACAUUAGCAGCAGCGACUAAAAGUUUGACCAAAUUAGAGGACCAAUAAUUAGUCCAGUGUCAAAACAAAGUUAUCAGUGUUC
Messenger RNA from Melitaea cinxia (Glanville fritillary), 1438 nucleotides. RefSeq names its product Meckel syndrome type 1 protein-like. The coding region runs from base 1 to 1404 and encodes 467 amino acids. NCBI's taxonomy places the organism in Eukaryota, Metazoa, Arthropoda, Insecta, Lepidoptera, Nymphalidae. Gene Ontology annotation, biological process: cilium assembly. Gene Ontology annotation, cellular component: MKS complex. The record is from RefSeq and is a predicted model, not a curated record. The transcript is spliced from 6 exons.